Molecule: messenger RNA, 1200 nt
Organism: Exophiala viscosa
Lineage: Eukaryota; Fungi; Ascomycota; Eurotiomycetes; Chaetothyriales; Herpotrichiellaceae
Product: proteasome complex subunit Rpn13 ubiquitin receptor-domain-containing protein
Exons: 3
Coding region: 1-1200 (399 amino acids)
Cellular component (GO): nucleus; proteasome regulatory particle, lid subcomplex; cytoplasm
Molecular function (GO): endopeptidase activator activity; proteasome binding
Source: RefSeq, a predicted model, not a curated record
AUGUCGAUCCAACCAAUAAUCACUUUCAAGGCAGGGCUCUGCGAGCUCGACUCCAGUUCCUCGCCUCCGAAGGUCAAGCCACUCCCAACUCCCGGAUACCUCUACCUCUACGAUGAAGAUGAGCUGCUGCACCUGUGUUGGCGGCCGAGAACAGCCCCAGUCGACAGCCCUGAGUUGGAUCUGUUGAUGCUAGCGACCGAUGGCACAUUCACCCCCUACCACGGCAAGACAACCGAGAAUGCCUCAAAUCACAAAAGCCCGACGACAGGAAGAAUAUAUGUACUCAAGUUCUCUUCUAGCUCACAACGUCACCUCUUCUGGCUCCAGUCACGCAGUCAGCAUCCCCAAGAUGAUCUGUCAUGGUUCAGUCCAAGAGAUCUGAAACUAGGAGAGAUCGUGAAUACCCUGCUACAGGGUCAAGACGUGGAUGUCCAACAAGAAAUGGCAGAACUGCCCAAAGAUCAAGGUGGCCCGGACGAUGAUGAUGAACAAAUGGAAGACGUUGAGGGCACGAGUCACGAUGUCAACCGCCCAUCAACAGGUGGUCCGGGAGCAGGACCUGAUGCUACUGGCGGUGACUUUCGUGAGGAGGGCGCCGAGUCAAGGGAGGGCGGAGCAGACGGCGGAAGAGCGCCUGCUGGACUGGACACCAAUACCAAUGAUAUAAUUCAGAACUUCAUUCGGUCAAUAGGAGGCAAUCAGGACCAGAACCGUCAAGCAGCUCCACAAGACAGAGUGUUCACGACCCUUGCCGAAUUGCUUACACCAGCAUCGACGAUACCUUGGAUCGAGUCUGCCGACGGCAACCUUGUUGAUCAACUACUGCAGUAUCUUCCACCUGCACUGGUGACUUUAGCACAAGAAGGAGACGAUAUGUCCGCGUUGAACACGGAUCAUGUCUCGAUCGAAGCAGCUGAGCAAGCUUUGAGCCUGGAUCAGAAGAAGGACAUCUUGCGUCGGGUCAUGCGUUCUCCACAGUUCUCACAGAGUCUUGCUAGUCUCACCAUUGCGUUACGGGAUGGUGGUCUCCCAAGUAUCAGUGAAGCUCUCAAUAUCCCGGUACGAAAUGGUGGCUAUAUGCGGCGUGGUGGUGUUCCCCUAGGAGGUGGUGAAGCUGUUGAAGUUUUCCUGGAGGGAGUCAAGGACAGUGUGCAGAAGGAAAAGCCGCAGACUGGCGGAGACCGCAUGGAUAUCACAUAG